AUGGAAAAUGGUAUGUAUAAAAAGAAAGGAGUGUGCGACUCUUGUGUCUCGUCCAAAAGCAGAUCCAACCACAGCCCCAAAAGAAGCAUGAUGGAGCCUCAGCCUCACCAUCUCCUCAUGGAUUGGAACAAAGCUAAUGAUCUUCUCACACAAGAACACGCAGCUUUUCUCAAUGAUCCUCACCAUCUCAUGUUAGAUCCACCUCCCGAAACCCUAAUUCACUUGGACGAAGACGAAGAGUACGAUGAAGACAUGGAUGCGAUGAAGGAGAUGCAGUACAUGAUCGCCGUCAUGCAGCCCGUAGACAUCGACCCUGCCACGGUCCCUAAGCCGAACCGCCGUAACGUAAGGAUAAGCGACGAUCCUCAGACGGUGGUUGCUCGUCGGCGUCGGGAAAGGAUCAGCGAGAAGAUCCGAAUUCUCAAGAGGAUCGUGCCUGGUGGUGCGAAGAUGGACACAGCUUCCAUGCUCGACGAAGCCAUACGUUACACCAAGUUCUUGAAACGGCAGGUGAGGAUUCUUCAGCCUCACUCUCAGAUUGGAGCUCCUAUGGCUAACCCCUCUUACCUUUGUUAUUACCACAACUCCCAACCCUGAUGAACUACACAGAAGCUCGCUAGCUAGACAUUUGGUGUCAUCCUCUCAACCUUUUUCAUGUUGAUAUAUUAUAUAUAGAUGCAUAAAGAUUCGAUCCAAGAUUGUAUGGGUGUUUUAAUAUUAUUAUUCUAAGAUAUAUGAUGUACAAUUGUGUACCAAGUUUCUUUAUCUUGAUAUCAUAUGCAUAAAUAAUUGGUGAAUAAAAAGAAGAUAUUGAUUGUAAACAAAAAAAAGAAGAUAUUGAUUGUUAAUUAGGGUUUGAUCAUUCUGUAUGAAAGCUUUGGCCUGCAAAUUAAUUUUCGAUAUAUAUAUAUAUAUAUGGAGAAUAUAUAUCAAAUACUUUUUUAAUUUGACUAUAAUUUGUAUCAAUUAUCUGAAUCUGAUGAGUGUAGGUUAUAUAUGGAUUAGCAAAAAAGAAAACAACCAUUAUUACGCACCUACAUUAAAAAUCAUCCACCAAAGAAGAAACCAUCCUCAAGAGGGUUCCCAUAUUGGAGAAUAAUGAAAAAUUUAAGAAGAAAAGGGUCGAGAUUUCGACGGACAAGCAUUCUGAUUAUUACAAACAUAUUUUAGAGAAAUUUAGAAAGAAAAUUAAACUAAAAAUUAAAAAGAAGCAAACUGAGAUAACUCUCUGUCUCAAUGGAACGCCGGCCAGAAGUGAUCAUCGUGAUUUUGGUUACCAUCUUGAUAAGGUCAAUCGAGGAGUGUAUCCGUUUCAAACACCACACGUCCACUAUAUUUCGCCAAGUUAAAUUGAAAGGAAGAUGAACAAUCAAGAGAUGUGGUAGUUAUUUUGAAUUAAGCAUAUCCAAAAAGACCCUAGGCGAAGCUGAGAGAUCGCAAGUUCGAGUGACACUUGGAACGAAACUAAUAUUACAUGAUGUGGUUUCGGGCCUAAAGGAAUUACGGGCUUCGGCCCAGAACCUCCUGAUAUUC
Arabidopsis thaliana (thale cress) is the source of this 1533-nucleotide messenger RNA. It is a transcript of the gene IND, whose product is annotated as basic helix-loop-helix (bHLH) DNA-binding superfamily protein. NCBI's taxonomy places the organism in Eukaryota, Viridiplantae, Streptophyta, Magnoliopsida, Brassicales, Brassicaceae. Gene Ontology annotation, cellular component: nucleus. The record is from RefSeq and is marked reviewed. Gene Ontology annotation, biological process: regulation of DNA-templated transcription. The coding region runs from base 1 to 597 and encodes 198 amino acids. Gene Ontology annotation, molecular function: protein dimerization activity; DNA-binding transcription factor activity. The transcript has a single exon.